ACUGUUGACAACUGACAUGAACUGACGCGAUUCUUAAACUGAAUAGUAAAUACUUCAAUUAUUUAUUAUCAAUUAAUUUAAUACAGUUCUUAAUUUCUCAAUUUUUUAGCCUACAGUUCAGCUUCAAGUAUUUAUUUUUUAGUAUUGAUUUCAUUCCAUCAAUACAUUUUACCUUAUCAACAUUAAUAUAUCAUAGUUAUAAAAAAAAGUCUUCUAAUAAUAAGAAUGGAAUGUAAUUGGAUUAAGGUCUCCCCCAAUUUACAAAAAGGAUUAUCUUUAAUAAACACUUUAGAUGAUACAAAAUUUGAACAAUUUCUUAAAAGAAUAGUUUUAAAAUUAAUAAAUCAAGAAACUGACAAUGUAUUUACAGAAGAGGAGAAGAAAAAAUUGGAAAUGAUUUUUAAAAUUGAUGAAGAUAAACUUCUUCUGGCUAUAAAAACUAUUGUUUAUGUAUUUAAAAAGGCUCUUAAAUUUAUAUUUAUGCCAGCAGAUCUUAGACAAGAUUUUAUUACAAUAGGUUUAAAUGAAGAAAAGGCUGAUGUCUUCACAAAAGUUUGGUGUGCAGAAACAAGUACUACUCUAAAUGAACUAACAAAUAGUGCAGGUGAUCAAUAUGAAAAUAAUCCAGAGUUUUCUUGGAAAUUAAAUGCUGAAUUAAGCUCUGUGUAUCAUAAAAAAUGUAAAGUGCCAAAGGCUUACAUAAAGAUAAUUGGAAAUAAAAAUGAAGCCGAAGUUGAAUUAACCCACAAUGAACUUCAUGCAAUCUUCCUACAAUUUGAGUCAAUCCAAAAUGAAUUGGAUAAUUUACUUUUGCCUUAAAUUAAGUUUAUAUAAAUGAAAUUUACAAAAAUAAUAGAAAAAUUUCCAAUUAACAAAUAAAUACUUAUUUUAGUGUAUAUAAUGGCAUAGUGAACAAAAGAAAAAUUAUUUGUAAAAUCCAUUUAAAAAUUGUGACUAGUGCAAUAAAGUUUAUGAGCUGAGUCUAA
Messenger RNA from Zerene cesonia (dogface butterfly), 986 nucleotides. RefSeq lists its product as uncharacterized. The transcript is spliced from 2 exons. The record is from RefSeq and is a predicted model, not a curated record. NCBI's taxonomy places the organism in Eukaryota, Metazoa, Arthropoda, Insecta, Lepidoptera, Pieridae. Bases 226 to 819 code for a protein of 197 amino acids.